This is a messenger RNA of Selaginella moellendorffii, 1192 nucleotides long. RefSeq names its product GPN-loop GTPase QQT2. Bases 15 to 1031 code for a protein of 338 amino acids. The transcript has 5 exons. Lineage: Eukaryota; Viridiplantae; Streptophyta; Lycopodiopsida; Selaginellales; Selaginellaceae. The record is from RefSeq and is a predicted model, not a curated record. Gene Ontology annotation, molecular function: ATP hydrolysis activity; GTPase activity.
CUAGGGUUUUAGCGAUGGAGGUGGAGCGAAUGGACGAGGAGGAGGAGGAUGUGCGCGACAAGAUGGAAAGAAUGGAGGUGUCGGACAAGAGGCCAGUGGUGCUGAUCGUCAUCGGAAUGGCCGGCAGUGGGAAGACGACGCUGAUGCAGCGCCUUGUCGGGGAGAUCCACGCCAUGAAGCAGCGGCCCUACGUUCUUAAUCUCGAUCCCGCGGUGCCGUCGGUACCUUACGGCUGUAACAUCGACAUCCGUGACACUGUCAACUACAAGAAUGUGAUGAAAGAGUACCGCCUCGGACCGAAUGGAGCGAUUCUCACAUCGCUCAAUCUCUUCGCGACGAAGAUCGAUGAGAUCGUGAGCCUUGUGGAGAAGAGAGCCAACGAAGUGGACUACGUGCUCAUCGACACACCCGGACAGAUCGAGAUUUUCACUUGGUCGGCGUCGGGCGCGAUCGUCACGGAGGCCUUUGCGUGCACCUUUCCGACGUCCGUGAUCUACGUUGUGGACACCUCUCGCUCCGUCAGCCCAGUUACGUUCAUGAGCAACAUGCUCUACGCCUGCAGCAUUCUCUACAAGACGCAGCUGCCGUUCAUUGUCACGUUUAACAAGACGGACGUGGUGAAGCACCAGUUCGCUCUCGAGUGGAUGAAAGACUUCGAGGCUUUUCAGUUAGCAGUCGAGUCGGACACUUCGUAUGCUGCGUCUCUCAGCAAGAGCCUGUGCUUGGUCUUGGACGAGUUUUACAACAACCUUCGAUCGGUGGGGGUUUCAGCCAUCACUGGAUCCGGAAUGGUGGAGUUUUUCAAGGCGGUGAAGGAGAGUGCCGAGGAGUACAGGACAGGCUACUUGGUGGAGCUCGAGAAGAAGAAAGCCGAGAAAGCGAGGCUUGAAGAGAAGCGCCGUCAAGCAGACAUGGAUCGGCUCCGCAAGGACAUUGAAGAGUCGAAAGGAGGCAAGGAGGUUUUGAGCACCAAAUCCAGGAAACAAGAAGACGAUCCUGAUGAAGACGAGGAAGACGAAUAUGACGACUGACCACUAAAUAGGUAGAGUUUUAUGUAAAAAAGAUAGCUGGGAAGAAAAGUCUUUUGGUGCCAAGGCUCGAUCAAAGAUUUCGCCCACACAAAACGGCUUUGAUUAGGAGCUUAUAUGUACUGAAAAAUGCUAUGCAAUCAGGUAACUUUCAGGAUCACUAA